Messenger RNA from Zophobas morio, 2017 nucleotides. RefSeq lists its product as uncharacterized. The transcript has 4 exons. Bases 368 to 1978 code for a protein of 536 amino acids. Lineage: Eukaryota; Metazoa; Arthropoda; Insecta; Coleoptera; Tenebrionidae. The record is from RefSeq and is a predicted model, not a curated record.
CCCUAGCGAUCUUUUCAGAACAUUUUCCUACAGUGAAGGCAUUUGCGAGUCUUUGAUUAAUAAUUCCUCAUCUCCCAAACCUUUAACUCCUCUCUCGGGGAAUUCUCCUCCAUCCUUAAGAACUAAUUUAUUGAAUGCCUAUAAGACUUCUGUCGAAAACCACAAUAAUUGCACCCCCGCUUUGGUCGAAUCACCUUCUAAAAUUCAAAAGUUCUUGCAGUACUCAGACGAAGUGGAGAAUUACGAUCCAAAUUUCAUUCGCAAGGAGAUUCAAAAGAAUGCGGAGACUGGUUCUCAGCCUAAAAUCUUUCAACUAAAUAAGACUUCUAAUCAAAAUGUAGUGGAGGCCCUAAAAUACUUUUUUAGCAUGCUUUUCAUUCCAACUGUGUUUAGAGAAUUUAAUUUAAAGGAGCUGCAUGGAAAUAAUCCGAGUAGAUGCAGUAUGGAAGACAUUUUAAAAACAGCUUCUGUUAAAAUAAAGAAACCUUUUUCCUUCAAAAACCGUAAUUUUUUAAAGAGUGUACCAGAAAAACAAUUUUUAGUGCUUGAUGAAAGAUCUAGCUCGAAAGCGAAGCCAAACAUGUUUCGUGUCAAUAUAAGUGAAUUAGAAAGUGGCCCUUUGGGUCAUACAAGCGUUAACUUUCAAAACUUUAGACAGAAAAUUUUUAAUGAAGAAUACAAUAAUGCAUUAAAAGAACAAAGCUCCUCCCAAUUCCCCUAUGCGCAGGAAAGUUCAAGUUGCUGCGGCCUUGGCAUCCCCAUUUACAACUCGCAUCUUGGCAUGAUUCCAACUGCAGUGCCCACAUUAUACAAAGAUAACCAGUAUGCAUUACAAAAGAGCCAUAUAAAUUUGGUUUGCGACCCAUCGGGUGUCGGCCUUAUAGAUUUUGGCCUUGAUAACCUUACGGAACUUAUGAAAGAUGAGCCUCCAAACACAACCUUAUCGAAUAUACUUGAAUUUAAAGGUAAUGAACCGGAGGGGUCAGAGGGUAAUCGAUACCCAGAAGAUAAAAGUUUACAAAUCUUUUGCGAUAAAAACAUUAGCUACGAGUUUCCUUACAAAGAAAACAAUAGUCAAAACAACUUUGAGUCUCUGAACGUUUCACCAUCUAACCUAAUAAAUAAAUCCUGGGAAAUAAACAACUUAUUAUUAAAAGGGAUGGAAAAAGAAAAAAAGAAAAGUUUUACUCCAAAGUCUUUGCGAAAUAGUGCUUGCUUGACUCAAAGUCUUGAGAGUCACGAUCUUGAAUUCACCUUUAACAAAAAAAAAUUACCCCCGGAUAAUAAAAAAUUAGACACCACUUCUGUCGUCCUUACAGGGAUUCACGGAAAUGCAGAAGUUAUUAACAAAAAAACUUUACUAUCGGACUGUGACGUAAAAAUUGUUCAUGAGAAAAAUAAAGAUUUGGACACUGCUUCCCUCAACUUAAUUGAGAUGGACAAUAAAGAUUACUCUGAAAUUGCUACCCCAACCAACUCUACUUUGGACACUCAAAAAGGUAAUAUAAAUACAAAAAAACUGAAGAAAAAAGUUGUUCUUCCAGUAAAAAAUAAGUUAAGUAUAAUUACGAGAGGCGUUAAGCGGCGAGCCCAAAUGCAACUACGUUCUCGGUUAAAGAGUAAAGUGAAGAAUAAUUUCCAGCACCAAAAUUUCAGUAAAGAAGCAAUGAGAACUUGUCGAUUACACUGCGUAUUAGUUAAUUCGAGAUCCAAAGCGGGUAGCAGUAAAAUGUUAAAUUCAAGAAAAAAUAUAGCAGAUGAGCCCUUAAGUAACUUAUUAACCAAAACAAAAGAAAAAAGAUGGCAACUAAGAAAAAAUACGAAAGACAAGUACAGUUUUGUAAAGGGAAAUAAUAAACAGCCAAAUAGAAGCAAAUUGAAAAAGUCUACAACUGGUCAGCGGCGUUUGGUAAAAAAAAAUUUAAGAAAACAGAGAGCAAACAAAACUUUUAACAAGCGUUUCGAGGUCAAGCCAUAAAAGUCUUGUUUCAUAAAAAGUGAAACUUCAAAAUUCUUG